AUGGCCUGCGUCGAUACAAACAACCUCGCCGACGAACGCAGCAAGUCCUUCGUCUGGCCUAUUUCUUAUGGCUUCGAUUACAUGUCUGAUUGCGUUGAGAGCUUACCUUUAUCAAAAGAUAACUCUGAUGCCGUCACUGUUCCAUUCCCUCCAUUGUUAAUGGAGAGUGAUCCCAAAGUCAACGAUGCCAGCAUCUCGCUGCACCCUGCCGACGCUGGUCUUCCAUGGCACACUUCGAUACCCUUCCUCCGGCAAACGAAGCACUGGAGAAGUGUCCUAUCUAUUACCCGCCGGCUCCUGGAACUCUUUGCUGACGCGGGCUCGGACGACACCGCGAGUAAAAUCUGCUUAGAUAUCGAUGCUGCGUUUGCGCAAGGAAUGGUAAACACCUGGGCCGAGGUGGCGAAGGCAGAAAUACCCAUCAUUUUCGAUAGCUGGAGCCGGUUUAAUGCAUACUUUUGGGUUGCGGCUGACGAACGGAGGGUGGAACUAAUGACUGCGGCCAAUGGGUUGAUCAUUAUUUUUGACGAUGUUUGGGAGACCAAGGAUUCCGAGGCAAUUCACAAGAUUCAAGCCGAAUUUCUGUCGCGUUUCAAGGUACGCGACAGUGGACGUGGGCGUGGUUUCCCCAAUGUUCGGGAGGAAGACACUACCCCACUCCAGGCCUUCAUAACGGAUGUCAUACAAGGUUUCUACGAGGAAGACACGAAAGGCGGUAAUGGUGGAAAGGAAGUUGUCGACCGGAUGGUCGAGUUCAUCAACCACCGCCCUCCGGCACGGGAGUUUACCACGCUUCGCGAGUUCCUCGAUUACAGGAUUAAAGAUGCGGCCGUCGAGUUUACGUUUACUGGAGUCAAAUUCUCUCUGCGAUCGAACGUCAACAUGGAGAGCCCCAGGAUUGCACGCUUCAUGAGUCUCGCAUCAGACCAUGUGUGCUACGUUAACGAUUUGGGAUCCUACGACAAGGAGAAAGCUGCAUACGAAAGAGGAGAGAUCGUGUAUAUGCUCAAUGCAGUCGACUUUGUGCGCAGGAUGUAUAACCUCCCCGACGAUCGCAGUGCGAAGCGGGCCACACUGCAGCUGCAGAUGCAGCUUGAGAGAGAGAUGGCAAGCGAGUUAGAUCGGCUGCAGCGCCUCGUAAGAGAGUGCAGCAAGGCAGAUGAAGCACCCAGCAUGGAGGAGUUGGAGUUUGUGGAGGCGGUGGUGUAUAUUGUGACCGGAAAUAUCUUUACUUCGGUAGUCAUGUCAAGGUAUGGUGGAAAGGCUGCACGAUUGAGCUUGUGA
Messenger RNA from Psilocybe cubensis, 1284 nucleotides. RefSeq lists its product as uncharacterized. Lineage: Eukaryota; Fungi; Basidiomycota; Agaricomycetes; Agaricales; Agrocybaceae. The transcript has 5 exons. Bases 1 to 1284 code for a protein of 427 amino acids. The record is from RefSeq and is a predicted model, not a curated record.